Molecule: messenger RNA, 9410 nt
Organism: Hyalella azteca
Lineage: Eukaryota; Metazoa; Arthropoda; Malacostraca; Amphipoda; Hyalellidae
Gene: Not1
Product: CCR4-NOT transcription complex subunit 1
Exons: 27
Coding region: 174-8243 (2689 amino acids)
Biological process (GO): nuclear-transcribed mRNA catabolic process, deadenylation-dependent decay
Cellular component (GO): P-body; CCR4-NOT core complex
Molecular function (GO): molecular adaptor activity
Source: RefSeq, a predicted model, not a curated record
UUGCAUCAGCAUAAUGGACGUCGUCGUCGGCCCUACUGUUAGCAUAUGAUCAUUGUUCCUGAUGUGUUCUUUUGCGAAUAAAUCACGGGUUUUAAGUGUAGUAAUAGUAUUUAGAAUGCAUAUUAGAGAGCUUCAAGAAUCUUUGAAGCUUUCGAUGCCGUAUUAAUGGCACUAUGAACCUAGACUCAUUUGAAGCUGCGUUGUCUCGUACUGUAAACUUGAUAUCCAGCCUCAACACCGCUAACCUCAACUCCAAUCUUCAGCAAAUCGUUGAUAUCACAACACAUUUUGGAGCAGCAUCUGAACAACACAUUUACCACACAUACCUACAUCAGUUCCAGUGGAGUCUUCACAGUGUAGAGUCACGAGCUUCCUCAUCAAUUGCCAAAGAGAAAGAAAGCUUGAGCUUGAUAAGCAGUGAGAGCAGCCCUGGCCUACUGACCACUUUCCUUGCUAAGCUCAGCAAGCUCCUACCUCCUGCUAAAUUUGUUGCUGGUCUCAGCUUUGCAAUCCUUGCAUCACCACUCGUAAACAAAGCCCCAGCAGUUCGAGGACGUCAUUUACAGCCUUCAGCUCUGUGCUCGUUUGUGCCAUUCACUUGCUUGCUGCGCUCUGCCAUCAAACUCAGCCCUCUAUUGGAGGCCUGCCUUCUGCUGCGCCUCUUGUCUGAUGCCACGAAUCCUGACCACAGGACUGAGCUGAGCUCGCUUGUGUUGGCCCGUGUACCGGCCGUCCUUUCUCCUUAUUCUGGCCCACAAGCUGGCGGCGAAGACGAUCUCAGUGACGUUUGGAUAGAGUGCCUACACAGUCUCUUCAUAGGCCUCUUGGAAGGCUGCUCCUUGCCAAUUACCAAAGCUUCAUUACCUUCAACCCUCCCUGCCUGUCCAUCCUCAUCGACCCCGUCUUCUCUGUCGUCACAAUUAUCUCUCUCAUUUGGAGAUCAACUGUCUUCUGGGAACUCUGCUUCCCCGCUAUCGUUCCUACUACCGUCAUCUGUGCAGCAGCUUCCUGAAGUUGGCAGUGGCGUCACCAGCAUUGUUGUCCCCAGCGAUACCCUCAAGGGCCUCUUGCGAGUAGUCCAGGCCAAAUACCCACCUUCUGAAGCGCCUCUGGUGCUCACACCUCUAAUAUCUUCAGACAUUAGCUCCUUCAGAGGAGCCGUGCAUCAAUAUCCUUCGGCUGUUCUCAGUAAAUUCGUGAAUACGAGCUCAGACGGCCAGCUAUUCACAAAUAUGGCUGACUUGAUCUUGAGCGAGACACUGAUGGAGCAGGGGCCAUCUUGUAAUGCCACCAUUGAAGAUUGCCGCAAGAAUUUAGCCGCUCUGUCGCGCCCCGCCUUCACGGCCUCCAGCAUAGCCCGCUUCCUGGUCACUGCCACACGGGCGCACUACAAUGCACACGUCAGGCAUGACCAGGUUGGUCUUCACUUACCAUCAAAUCCUGCGUCUCUGUGGAGUGACAAGGACAAACUCGGACCAAACUCAAACAAUCCAGCAAGCAGGAGUGAGAACAGUUCAGGGAACAACUCCAGCAACCAAACUACCACAUGGAACAUGGACGUAGUGAUGCAGGUCAUUAUGGAGCUCGCUCCUGCUCCAAUAUCCGCCAAAGAAGUCAUCAUGAAGCUCGACGUGAAGAACUUCCAUGUGAUCGACCGUACGAGUCUCGGCAUGUUCGUCACCGCAACGCGUCGUCUGAGUGGAGCCUAUGCGCGAGCUGACCAAUAUCCAGUGGAUUGCUUGUAUCGCAAGUGGCAGAACGCAGAUGAGCAGCUCAGUCUCAUCAAUGCCAUGCUUUAUUGUCCUGAUCUCUUCUGCUUCUCUGAUUAUCCCUGCACGCCUGUUGUUGUCGAGAUGCUCAAAACCGUGCCUGAACUCGAAAACAAGGAGGUGGCAACUUGGAGGAGCUUGAAUCUUAUAGAACUGCUGCUGUCACUGGAAAACACGCAAUACUCGGCAGUAAAAGCGCUCUUCUCUCUAGCGCGACAAAAUUGUCCUGACGUAUUAUUACUUGGCUUGGUUCAGAGCAACACACUAAUGGGUGGCAUCAAAAGGGAAAUGAUAGCACAACUCAUGCCAGUUUUCCUGGAGCCUCACCCCAACACUGCUGCUGUGCUUCAGACUGCCUGGUUCACGCCCAAUAACAAGAAUGCUGUAAGACAGGUGAUGCUGCAAGCUCUGUCUGACUGGUACAUGGUGCAGGAGAGCGACCAGACGCGCCUCAGUCGGAUACUCGACGUCGCACAAGACCUAAAAGCUUUAUCGAUGCUCCUCAACGCUACGGCCUUCCCCUUCGUUAUAGACCUCGCUUGCUUGGCCUUCAGAAGGGAGUUCCUCAAGCUGGACAAGUGGCUUAAUGACAAAGUUCAGGAGCAUGGGGAAGCUUUCUUGAGCGCACUAGUUAAGUUUGUCCAGCAAAGAUGCCCUCAGCUUACUUGUGCUCCGGGCACGGCAGAUGAUGCUCCAAGCCCUCUGCCCAAAGCCUCUCAGCUGCCACACGAGACUCUCGUCACCAUCACUCAGUGUCUGGCUUCGUUUGUGAGAGUGGUUAUGAAUCCUGAAUUGUCGGAAAGCAUUCUGACGAUCAGCCAGAACAGCUCCCGCCUCGCGGCAUCUCGCCAGCGCACAAAUAUCCCGGGGCUGCUGGGCUUCCCCUCUCAGGACCCCCUGAGCGCCCUCUCGCCAGGACUGAAGGCGCUGUCCCUCGCUGGCGGCGGCGCUGGCGCAGCAGGUACCACCGCGGGAGCUCCUGCCACCUCAAUGUUCCCAGGGGCGUUGGGUUCGACUUCUUUGAACUCCGCUGCAAACCUCACAGGCUCGGCAGGUUUAGGCUCUGGUGGAGUGGGUCUCGCUGGCGCUCCUCCACCUGGAUCGCCGUCACGAGGUCCUCUGGGUGUUGGAGCUGCGGUGGCUGCUGGUGGUCCAUCACUUGUUAACAAUUCCCACUCGAGCGCAGUCGGAUCACAGCUCAUGCCUCAACACGGUCCUAUGGAUGUGUCGCAAAUUUUCGAACUACCCGCGAUGGUCAGCAAAGAUGUCGAGGAUGAAGCCAACAGUUUCUUCCAGCGCAUUUACAACAGCCCACCCAACUCAACUCUCUCCAUCAAAGAGGUCUUGGAACUAUUGAAGAAGUUCCACGAGUCCAGUGUUAAGAAAGAACGUGAAGUGUAUGCCUGCAUGCUGCGAAAUCUCUUUGAAGAGUACAAAUUUUUCCCCACGUAUCCUCAUCGUGAACUGUUCACCACAGCUAAACUCUUCGGGGGUAUCAUUGACCAAGGCUUAGUUGAGUUCAUGGCUCUAGGAGUGGCGCUGAGGUUCGUCAUGGAAGCUCUACAGAAGCCAUUAAACAGCAAGAUGUAUUUUUUCGGCAUCCUCGCUUUGGAUCGCUUUCGUUCUCGCCUCAAGGAGUAUCCACGAUACUGUUCCCACAUAAUGGCCAUCGACCACUUCAACAGCUUCCCACCGCACCUCGCUGAAUGGGUGCGUUAUGGGACGCAAGUAUCAGAGCCACCCACCCGCUCCAGCGGUCCAGUCCUCCCGCCAGAGUUUGAAGCUCUAGACAGCGGUGGCGGAGUUUCUGGAACUAUGUUCCACCAAGCUAAUUCUGCCGUCUUGCCUAAUAACUUGCUUCCUCCAGUUGCUCCUUCUCAUCCCUCCAUGUCCUCCCAACAUCGUCUCCUCACCGCAACAGGAUCGGGUGCUACGCCAGUCAAGUUGAACCCUCCUGUUGUGGGUAACGUCGGAGUGCCGCUAACGCGUCCCCAGUCGGUCGUUGCGGUUGGUAACAAACCCAGCAUUGCAACAACCAACAUCGAAACUCUGCUCGUCGCCUCUGAAGAAAAAACGAUCCCUCUGAGGCAGCCAACUGAGCAACAGAAUGAUAAAAUUGCUUUUAUCUUCAACAACUUGUCCCAGAUGAACUUGGCUCAGAAGAGUGAAGAGCUGCUUGAUGUUGUGUCUGAUGAUUGCUGGCCUUGGAUCGCUCAAUAUCUGGUCAUGAAAAGAGCUUCUAUCGAAGCAAACUUUCAUAAUCUUUACUCCAACUUUUUGGAUGCUCUCAAGCUCACUUCUUUCACCAAACUUGUUAUUGACGAAACGUUGCGCAAUAUCAAAGUUCUGUUCAAGCUUGAGAAAAAUUCUGCAAAUUUUUCGGACAAGUCUUUGCUUAAGAAUCUUGGACAUUGGCUUGGUUUGCUUACACUAGCAAAAAAUAAACCCAUUCUUCACAUUGACAUAAACUUCAAAUCCUUACUCAUCGAAGCAUAUCUGAAAGGAACACAGGAAAUGCAAUAUGUUGUGCCAUUUGUUACGAAAGUAUUGGAAUCUUGCGGAAAGAGUAAAGUUUUCAAACCGCCCAACCCAUGGACCAUGUCUUUGAUGAACAUUUUAGCGGAAAUCCAUGCUUUACAAGACAUGAAACUUCAUCUCAAGUUUGAAAUCGAAGUCCUGUGCAACAAACUUGAGAUAACCGUCGACAGUCUUAAACCAAAGACGGUACUGCAGGAAGCUACGUCAUUAAGCAUCCGGGAAUAUCAGCUCGGUCCGCAAAAUCCUCCGAAUUUCGGAGGGCACAUGUCAGUGACAACUCCAGGCGCUGUUGACGCCAUGAGCGAGGUCGCUGCUGUUCUCGCUCGCGGCAAACGCGCUGAGAGCACUCCACUUCUGCCCACCAUGCCUACAUUCCCUAACCAGAGUUUCCUCACUGGAACCAUCUCCGUGAGUGAAGGCGUAGGUAUUCCUUCUGGACAAGGUUCCUCAUCGGCAGGCGCCACGCCCACUCCGCAGACGGUAUUGUCUCAGGUUGGGAUGACUUGUACACAAGCUACCCCAGUGCCCUAUCACCUACACGCAGCGGGUCAAUUGGGUAGUGGAUCAGCUACCCCUGCUCCUAUUGUGGCCUUAAUGCCGGCGAGUGAUAAGACCUUUGCAUAUGCUGACAUAAAUGUCACGACUCUUCGGGGUUUGGAACAGCACAUUUCACUGAAUAAUAUUCCUCUUCUUGUCGAGUUAGGGAACCCUGCGCAGUUGAAAACUCUUGUUCGCGAAGCCAUUGAAAUUGCGGUUCAGGAGCUCCUCUCGGUUGUGAUGGAACGCAAUAUCAAGAUAGCCAUGUCUACAGCUGAGACCCUAGUUAAGAAAGACUUUGCUUUGGAUCCUGAUGAGACUCACCUUAGAGCUGCCGCUCACAUGAUGGUACGAUACCUAACCGCUUCGAUGGUGAUGAUCACGAGCAAAGACUAUCUUGCCUCUACCGUCUCAAAAAGCAUCCGGCAGAAACUCACGCCGACUUUCACUCGCGGCAACACGGUAGCCCAGGCUGCCCAAAUCGAGCAGUUGGCUAAUGCCAUAACAGUCGAAAAUAUGGCUAUUACUUGUGCAUUUAUUCAAAAAACUUCUGCGGAAAAGGCCGUGAUGGAGAUGGAGAAGCGACUCAAUCAAGAAUAUGAAGUUCGUAAGCUAGCUCGUGCUGAGAACAGGCAUUAUUGUGAUACAGCUGCACUCACUUAUCAGGCUGAAAGAAUGCCUGAACAGAUGCGCUUGAAAGUUGGUCGAGUGACUCAUCAGCAAAUGAGCGUAUAUGAAGAUUUUGGCCGUCACAUCCCUGGGUUCUCGCCCACUUCUGACCAAGAAGUGUCAACCACUUUGCUGCCGAAAGCAUUGACCGUCCCCUACGUUCUGGAAGAGUCACAAGCAUUCCUACUUCUGACCGAGCGCUUCGGUGUUGAUAUUGAACAAACCAUCCAGGCGUUCAAUACUGUCACGCCUGAUAGCCCUGUGGCUGUCAUGCUUCAUAACAUCCUAACUAUGCUCGGCCAUAUCCGCACCAACAGAGAAUUCAAUUCCAUUCCAAUUCUCCUUAAGAAAUGCAUGGAGCACUUGCUAGAGGGCACCAGGGAACUGCCCACGGAUCCGGAGCUUAAUCCGCUUGUUGUGAAAUUCCGGGACAUUCAUCUUCUGCUUCUCAAAACAAUUGCCGACCCACGAGUUUACGGAGUGCAGUGGACCACCAAAACUAUCACAAAAGUAUGGAAUGAAAUGCGAGACGACGUGAAACUCAAUGUUGAUGUGGUGGACUGGCUCCUCCGCUCAUCACUCUUCCACGUUCCAACUUUUGAUGAACUUCUUGCUAGAUCGAUUGAAGAACAGCGUAAUCUACUGCCUCUAUUUUUCGCCAUGCAGAUCGUUCAAGUCUACUUGGUUGAAGACAGCCAAGGAGUGCUGAGCGAGAGCGACUUACAACAAACACUUGAUCUCAUGAUACGUCUCUGCCAAACGCGUCACGCUCCUGACUCUCUUGUGGCCCUUCUUGAGGCUCUCAGAAUGAAGCACGAUUUGGCAAGCUCUGCAGGCGACAGAAACUCAGCUGCCGUAGUCGUUGCAAAUCAGCAGAAUCCUGUUGCUGUUCCUCUUGCGGCUCCCACUGCAGUUUCUGCUGCAAUGCCAACUGCUGCUGCCCUAGCCGCUGUUGUUGCAGCAAAUCAGCAACCAAAUACGAGCGUUACAAAUUUCACGUCCAGCAUGCACUUCCAGUCAGGCGUUAACCAAGCAAGAGACUUCAAUGACCCCGCAGGUCUUCAGGAUAAAACUGAAGUUCUUCUUAGAGAAUGGAUCAAUCUCUACCACGCACCAACAGCUGGACCAGGUUCAGCAACAGCAUUUACUCACUUCGUGAAACAAAUGAACCUACACGGUUUCCUCAAGACAGAUGAGCUAAUUACACGCUUCUUCCGUAACUGUGUCAGCUUUUGCAGAGAUGUCUGCAUUCGCAGCUUGAGUGAACAGCAACAGGCGCAGCAAUCAGCGAACGGUUCUCAAAUUCCCAGCACGACCAUUGCUGCUGUGAACAUCUCCCAGUACCGCAAUAAAUGUUUCCAACACGUCGAUCCUUUCGUGCGGCUUGUAGCGCUACUCAUCAAGCACAGUGGAGAGGCUAAUAAUCCAAGCACCAAGAUCAAUCUACUAAACAAAGUUUUGGGUCUUGUAUGCGGCAUUAUUUUCCAUGAUAUUGAAAGCAGCAACACGGAAUUCUACCAGCUUCCUUACCACCGCAUCCUCAUCAUGCUGUUCCUCGAGCUCAACGCUCCAGAGCCCGUGCUCGAGACCAUCAAUGUAUCGGUCUUGAUGGCUUUCACCCAAACUCUGCACCUCCUCCGGCCCUCAAAAUGCGCUGGGUUCGCUUACGCGUGGCUGGAGAUAGUGAGCCACCGCGUGUUCAUUGGACGCAUGCUGGCCAUCACGCCUCAGCCCAAAGGAUGGGCCAUGUAUUCCAUGCUCCUCAACGAUCUCUUCAAGUUUUUGGCUCCAUAUCUGCGCAAUGCACAACUCGCUAAGCCGCUUACCAAGCUCUACAAGGGAACUCUGCGAGUCCUGCUCGUAUUACUUCAUGACUUCCCGGAGUUCCUGUGCGAGUAUCACUACGACUUCUGUGAUGCCAUCCCGCCUAAUUGCAUCCAAAUGAGGAACCUAAUUCUUUCCGCGUUCCCGAGAAACAUGCGCCUCCCUGACCCCUUCACUCCCAAUCUCAAGGUGGACAUGCUUCCUGAGAUAGCCGUGAGCCCCAAGAUGCACUGCGACGUGUUCAGCUACAUCACGCCUGUUGAGCUGCGCUCCAACUUAGACUCGUAUCUCAAGAAUCGAACACCCGUUACCUUCCUAACUGAGCUUAGAGGAUAUCUACAAGCCUCUCCAAACUCGUCAUUGGGCACCAACCAGCCAGGCGACGACGGCAUGCGCUACAACAUCCAGAGCCUGAAUGCUCUCGUCGUCUACGUUGGCAUGCAAGCCAUUACACAAAUACAAUCAAAGGGCCAGACGCCAUCCAUGUCCACCAUUGCCCACUCAGCGCAUAUGGAUAUUUUCCAAAACUUGGCUGUCGACAUGGACACUGAAGGCCGUUAUUUGUUCUUGAAUGCCAUCGCCAACCAGCUGCGAUUCCCCAACAGCCACACACACUAUUUCAGCUGCACUCUCCUCUACCUCUUCGCAGAAGCCAACACAGAGGCCAUUCAAGAGCAGAUAACGCGGGUGUUGCUGGAGCGUUUGAUCGUUAAUCGACCACAUCCGUGGGGUCUUCUCAUCACUUUCAUCGAACUCAUCAAAAAUUCGACUUACAAGUUUUGGUCUCACGAGUUCGUAAAGUGUGCACCCGAGAUAGAGAAACUUUUCGAGAGCGUGGCGCGGUCUUGCAUGGUCAACAAGCUCGGGUCGUCAACAGUUGCAGGAGGACAGAGCGUCGACGCUUAAUCACCUUAACUGGAUGUUAAUUUGUGUGAACUUGUCAGAAAUUAAGUUUUCAUAAUUUAUACACCUGCCAUGAUCGUAAUCAUUGACGAAUACCGUGCAAGCUAAUUUUUGUCCAGGAAUCAAAUCCUGGAGUGUAUGUAAGCAUUGGAAGUGUCUUUCAUUAAGAUUCUUCCAUUAAUGGUGCUCACGCGAAAGUGUAUUUUAAAAUAAUUAGAUUUAUUCGUGUUUGGCUUAGUUUUCUCAAUUCUUUCAAGGCUUUGAAUACUAGGCUUGAUACGCGAAGUAACUUAACCGUCGGAUUGCCUGCCGUAUGAACUAAAUGUCAGACGUGAGACUCUCCGUUCAGUGGUGCAUACGCUCGGCAACUGCAAGUUCGUAGCUCGUUUGUAGCAGUGGGAAGCUCAUAUAUUUUUCCUUGUGCUGUCCUUAUUAGUUUCGUCGUUUGAAUAAAAUUAUGUGGUAGGUUUGAUUUUAGUUAUAAUGUCAUGGCAGAUGAAUUAAAUGAGCCCAACUUUGUUAGUGUAGUUUUUAGUUGGUUCUGUUAUGGGUCUAAUUACCUCAUAGCGAAAACUAUUAGUUCAUACCUCGGGUGGAGUUUAAGGAAGCUCCUCAGCUCGACUAAUGAACUUUUGCAUUUCUUACAACAAACUUUCACAUUUAUGCUUAACAAAAGGAGUAAUUUCUUUACAAAAUUUGAACUGCUUGUCAAGCGAAUGUAAGAGGCAUCACAUUAGCUGUAUGUUUUCCUUAUCUUAUUGUAAAUAGGCUUAAACAUGAAGUAUAUUUUCUAAUUUGCCCAUACGAUGUAUUGACACUUGUGAUGUACAGAUAAGCAAGGUGUUGUUGGCUAGUGGUAAUGUAGUUGCAGCGUGUAUAAACUGUACCAUGAAGUGCACUAACGUGCGUUUAGCAUUUGCUUAACUCGGGAAAGGAUUCGUGUAGAUCCUUGGAUCGUAUUCGUUUACGUGUGCACUCUCCGAACCAUCCGUUCCUCAUGAAUUGACGAGCAACAAAGAUGCGAAACGUUUGCGCAUUUAUAAAUGUCCUAUAGUUAAGUGUGAAGAACAUUUAGUCGGUCUAGAAUUUUUUUUUGCAAAUUAAUAUCAGUUCAAUUAGUUACUGGAUUGAGUUACUUUGCUUUUCAAUAUUUGAAGCAACCAUUUUGUG